Molecule: messenger RNA, 1594 nt
Organism: Chrysoperla carnea
Lineage: Eukaryota; Metazoa; Arthropoda; Insecta; Neuroptera; Chrysopidae
Product: zinc finger protein 271-like
Exons: 1
Coding region: 164-1594 (476 amino acids)
Source: RefSeq, a predicted model, not a curated record
AGGAUUUUCUUUGCUUGUCAGUUUUUCCAAGUGUCAAUGACUUUGUCAAUGUAUCAUUGUUGUCAGCUUUGUCACUGUUGGUCUUUCGUCAUAGUUUCUAAUUGGUUUCUGUCAUAAAAGUCACAAAAAUAUUGUACUCGAUUCGAAAAAUAAAAUAUAAAAAAUGAUAAGUGAUUCAUUUCAUGAUAUGAAUAAUCAUUUGCUUACCAGUGAAGAAAAUACUAAACUUGAAAAUCAACUAAAUACAAAUUUAAUAUUAAUUAAAGAAGAAAAAUUAGAGGAAAAUGUACCAAUAUUGGCAGAGGAGCACAUUAAAAAUGAAAUACUGGAGGACAAUAACGUUACGGUGAAAGAAAUAGUGCACGACAGAAGUAUUACCAUGAAGCAUCAACAAAUUUAUGGCAAAGAGGAACAUUUACUUACGUUCAAUAACGAAAAUAUUAAACUUGAAAAACAAUUAAGUACAGAACUUGUUAUUAAAGAUGAAAGUGGCUUAGAAGAACUAUUUAUAUGUGAUUAUUGUAAUAAAACAUUUAAACACAAAUACAAAUUAGUUAAUCAUAGGCGGAUUCACACCGGCGAGAAACCAUAUUUAUGUAAUAUUUGUAAUAAAAACUUUAAUCAUCAAAGCAGUUUAAGUGAACAUAAGCGAAUACACACUGGAGAAAAACCAUUUUCAUGCGAUAUUUGUAGUAAAACGUUUUCUGGUAGAAGCAAUUUAGUUAAACAUCGACGGAUUCAUACUGGAGAAAAAUCCUUUUCGUGUGAUUUUUGUGAUAAAGUAUGUGCUACUAAAAGCCAUUUAAUGUAUCAUAAACGAAUUCACACUGAACAAAGACCAUUUUCAUGCGAUAUUUGUAAUAAAAAAUUUAUUCAGCAAAGCAUUUUAGUUGCUCAUAAACGUAUUCACACUGGGGAGAAGCCCUUUUCAUGUGAUAUUUGUAAUAAAUCAUUCAAUCAGAAUAGCAGUUUGAUUAAUCAUAAACGAAUCCAUACUGGAGAAAAACCAUUUUCGUGCGAUAUUUGUAAUAAAAACUUUACUCAACAAAGCAUUUUAGUUGCACAUAAACGUAUCCACACUGGAGAGAAACCAUUUGCAUGUGAUGUUUGUAAUAAAUCAUUCAAUCAGAAAAUCAGUUUGGAUAAUCAUAAACGAAUUCAUACUGGAGAAAAACCUUUUUCCUGUGAUAUUUGUAGUAAAACAUUUGCUAGCAAUAACCGUUUAAUUCAACAUAAAUGGAUUCACUCCAUAGAAAAACCAUUUGCAUGUGAUAUUUGUAAUAAAACAUUCAAUCACAAAAUCACUUUCGAUAAUCAUAAACGAAUUCACACUGGAGACGAACCAUUUGUAUGCGAAAUUUGUAAUAAAACAUUAACCAGCAAUAGUUGUUUAAUUCAACAUAAACGUCUUCAUACUGGAGAAAAACCAUUUUCAUGUGAUUUUUGUAACAAAGCAUUCAAUCAGAAAAGCAGUUUCAUUAGUCACAAACGAACCCACACUGGAGAGAAACCGUUUUCAUGUGAUCUUUGUGAUAAAGCAUGUACUACUAAAAGCCAAUUAGUGAAACAUAAACGAAAUCGCCAUAGUGUAUAG